UAUCAUGCCUUCGGCGUGGUGAUAUUUUCGUUCGGAUUCUAGCAAGCAUUCAACUAUAGAGGCAUACAUGCGGGCGAGGUCCUGUUUUUCAACAAGUGUCUUUCAUCUGCCAAGACGGUGAUCAGGUGCAUGAACGAAGAACUAGCGCCAAGUGGGUUCACUUAGCACGUGCCAGAUGGUCACUAUGUCUUCGCGGCCUGUGUUCUUACUCAAGCUCCUUCGACCCGAAUUUUCUGCUUUUCUCAGCAAAACCGAUGAAAAUGAAAUCGUCGAUCUCAUUGUCAUUGACGACCAAGAUAAGCCAAAGUUGUACACCAGAUUCCUGGCCACACCACUUGGCAAGUACCGGCACGAUGGCCAAGGAGCGACUGUCGGACGUUUACAGACCAUUCCCCCGAGUAACAUGGGUGAACCUGACGACGGGGGGCAGCGGGAUACCAACAGUUCCCGGUGGCUUAAGACCAAGUUGGUUACCAUGAUGCUACCUACCUGCCUGCCUGCGAGUUAUCGGCCCCCUCAACACCAACAGCUGCAAGCGCCAAUUUAUAGGCCAGAAGCGACAUAUGUGACUGGCGCUGGGGCGAUUCAGUUUGGAAAUGAUCUUGAAUAUUAUGAGAGCGGGAUAUCAAUGGAAACGGGGUUGUUGGGAGCCGGAUGUUGAUAUGCUCGCGUCGAUCCAGGCAGACAAGCGGUGGCAGGGAAUAUUGAUGCCUGGGUGCGUUUCAAAUCUCGUGAGAUGGAAAAUUUGACGGUUGUUGGCAGUUUUACGUGGCGACAGGCAAAUUUUCCUGGGAGUGGAAGAUCGGCGAGUUCAACUCCAUUGGCGACGUACAGUCAUGUUCACCACCAGAAUACCUAUGGGGUCUACUCACCACAGCAGGUGACGGUCCUGUUGCACUAACGGUCAAUAUUCUGGUAAUAAAAUGAUUUGCUUGCGUAGCAUAUCUAAUUCCUUCAAC
Molecule: messenger RNA, 959 nt
Organism: Desarmillaria tabescens
Lineage: Eukaryota; Fungi; Basidiomycota; Agaricomycetes; Agaricales; Physalacriaceae
Exons: 3
Coding region: 176-661 (161 amino acids)
Source: RefSeq, a predicted model, not a curated record